AUGCCAGACGAGAUCUUGAUGAUGAUCAUUGACCUCGCCGUCCAGUCCAAGCGUCGACGCAAUGAAUCUCCGGUCCUGCUUCGCCCAAAGCUUAACAAUACCGACUUGGUCAUGUUCAAGCGCAUCUUUGUCAAAGACGGUCGGCGCAAGCGAUGCCUUGUCCGCAUCGAUGUCGACUUCGAUUUGCGCAGCACGCCGCUUGACGUACCCGAAUUCUUCCACGGAACUGAGGAGCAGCGUGCGAUCAUGGUCAUGAGACUCAUUGACACUAACGAUCCUCCCCUUUUCAGCCACAGGCAAUUCGAUGCGCAGCUGAGGCAAGACAACAUCAGAAUGACCACAUUUCUUGUCCAACUUUUCCGACAUCUCAAAAGAUGGAAGAAAGCUGACCCGUCAACCGAUAUCACUCUGCGGCUCGUCGCUGAAAAUCCAACAUACUAG
Messenger RNA from Akanthomyces muscarius, 441 nucleotides. RefSeq lists its product as uncharacterized. The transcript has 2 exons. The record is from RefSeq and is a predicted model, not a curated record. NCBI's taxonomy places the organism in Eukaryota, Fungi, Ascomycota, Sordariomycetes, Hypocreales, Cordycipitaceae. Bases 1 to 441 code for a protein of 146 amino acids.